CGGAGUUCGGUGUGAUUGCGCGUCGCGGCGCGCGCCUACGCGACUCGCGUUUGCAGGCCAUGCGAGGUCUUGUUCGGCUCCCGGAGGGCUCUCAGUUGCAGUCAUCUGCGACAGCUCGGCCUGGUUGUACGGCCAUCCGCUGGCUCGAUCUUCGCAAACUACUUACUCUAUCUACUAUUCCGCGGAGGGAGCGAACGAUAUAACUGUCAAACCGGCUGAUCGUGAGUGACUCGAGCCCUCGGUCCGCGGCACCUCCUCUCCGCCUCGUACGCGAGCUAAUCCGGUGCGUGGACACUUGACUAUUACUCCUGUUUCAAACCGCGCCAAACGACACAGAUUACAGUGUGAAGAAAUUAUCGACAGUGACCCGAGACACCACGUGUUCGUUUACCGCGCGUUCGUCGUUACCUCGCUGUUCCCGGAUCCCCCGGCAGUUCUGUGUGAAAAUUCGAACCGGUUGAGAUUCCGGCCGGGAAAAGUCCGUUGUCUUCUCGCUAGCUGAAUACAGACCUCUGCAGACUACCCCUCGGUCGCAGGAUGAGGAGAAUAUUUUUUGCAAUCGCAAUAUUUUGCGGAAUUUUGGUUCCCGAUGGUGCAUACGCCGAACUUUACACGGCCCUGGCCGAUAUGGAGGAGCUUUUGGAAACGGAAUCCGUUCUUAUCGAUACCCUUCAUGGCUAUAUUCACGCCCAGGAGGAACGCCUAGCCACACUUAAAAGAAACGUUGAGGAUUACGCACGGGAGCACGAGGAAGCAUCGAGAAACAUUCAGCAGUAUUUGUCGAAUCCGAUAAACGCUUAUCUCCUCGUAAAGCGUUUGACGACCGAUUGGAAACGGAUAGAGGAGCUAAUCACCGAGGACGUGGGUAAAGCCUUCGUAGCCAACAUAACGACAUCGAGAAACGAUCUCAAGUUUCCUACCGACGAAGAUCUGAACGGAGCUGCUGUCGCUCUUAUGAGACUCCAAGAUACCUACAAACUCGAUACAUCCCAUGUUGCCAGAGGCGUAUUGAACGGAGUUCAGUACAGUACGGGCCUCAGCGCGGGCGAUUGCUUCGAACUUGGCAGACAAUCGUACAACAAUGCCGAUUAUUAUCACACGGUAUUGUGGAUGCAGGAGGCCAUGGACCGUUUGCAGGAGGAACACAACAGAACAACAACAACAAAACCCGAUAUUUUGGAGUACCUUGCUUUCUCAACCUACAUGCAAGGGAAUGUCGCCCGUGCACUCAGCAUGACAAACGAACUUCUGGAGUUGGUUCCGACGCAUCAAAGAGCGCUAGGUAACAGAGCGUACUACCAAGAAGAAAUCCAGAAGAAAUCAACCCAGGCGAGAAGGAAGCGCGGCGAAGACGGGCAGGACGAAGGCCCUCCUGCUGAUCAGCCGUACACCGUCGCUGAAAAGAAGAUCAAAACGUGGGAAGAGUUGACGGAAAGGGAGAGGUAUGAAAUGCUAUGUCGCGGGGAGGUUUCGCUUCCGGUUGACGUGCAGAAGAAUCUGAAGUGCCGUUACGUAGAACGAGGAAUCCCGUUCCUAAAGAUUGCACCUUUCAAAGAAGAAGAGGCCUUCCUCGAGCCUAGAAUUGUUAUCUAUCACGACGUGAUAUACGACGAAGAAAUUGACACGAUUAAGAGGAUGGCUCAGCCUAGGUUCAGGAGAGCCACCGUGCAGAACUACAAGACCGGUGAGGUUGAAAUCGCGCAUUAUCGUAUCAGCAAAAGUGCAUGGCUACAGGAAUACGAACAUCCCCAUGUGGAAGCAGUCAGUAGACGUGUAGAAGACAUGACAAGUUUGACAGUGGAUACCGCAGAAGAACUACAAGUGGUCAAUUAUGGAAUCGGUGGCCAUUACGAACCGCACUUCGAUUUCGCCAGGCGAGCAGAAAAAAAUGCCUUCAAAGGACUUGGAACUGGAAAUCGUAUCGCUACGGUUCUUUACUACAUGAGCGAUGUGGAACAAGGUGGCGGAACUGUAUUCACCAAAAUAAAUCUCGCCUUGUGGCCCAGAAAGGGAAGUGCCGCUUUUUGGUUCAAUUUGAAACCGAAUGGCGAAGGGGAUUAUAGCACCAGGCAUGCGGCUUGUCCAGUCCUUACUGGAUCCAAGUGGGUGGCGAACAAAUGGUUGCAUGAAAGAGGACAAGAAUUUCGGCGCCCUUGUACUCUGGAGAACCAGGCACCAGACCCAGACAGUGGGAUGUAUUAACCGAAUAAAUGCUCAUCAUUUCGCAUCGUGAGAUAAUUGAGCGUUUGGUAUUGGAUCGGCAGAUGGACAGAUUCGAACCAAAUGUCAACACGAUUACAUUCAACAAAUUCGUUUUUCGAAACAGCAAUGGCCACAUCUUAUUAUUUUCCCCAUUAGAUAGGAUCAGCUAUUUUUACGACAUUGGCGAUUGGAAUUUGAAGAUUAAUUUACGGCAUCACGCAUUCUCACGCAUCUUGACGUGUGGUAAAAAAUGUCUAUGAUUAUUACUUCGAAGCCGACUCUAGACAAAUGACGUUGCAUUUUGUCUUUAAUUCUCUCUAUCAUUUUUCUUCUCCAAUCGCUUCGCCAUUUGUUUGUUUUUCUGGUUCUUUGCUACUUUUGCGCCUCCGCUCGAUAUCUCAUAGUUUUGUUUUUUACGCAUAUGAGACGAGAUCCGUGUUACUUAAUAUAUUUAUAGGGGGCGGGUAACACGUGAAAAACUAUGUUUAACCACAACCGAAUAAUGAGGAAAGUUUUUAUAUUAUGAUAUUAUUAGAUGCUAUGUGAGUCGCGAUUUAUUAGGGGGUGUAAAUGAUUACCAAAUAUGGCUAGUUGUUGUGCCAUUGUUGGCAAUUUUUGUAGCAAGAAUUGGACUGAAACUUUAAAAAUACUCCGCAUGAAUUCAAGAUUGUAUAACAGAAGUUAAUUCUCGCUAUGACUGAUCAUGAUUAGAUCGGGCAUACUACGUCAAAACGAAGACGUUUCAACUUUCUGGUUUCCGAUUGCUUUGAAAAUUUUUGUCAACAUAGCUUUUCUGAAGGAGAACCCAUACCUGAAAGCAUUUUGGAAUGAGAGCUCUCAUCUUUGGAUUAUACAUUUUUCAAAACUCACAAUUUUUACAAAAACAAAAAUUUUGAUGUUUGUUUUUUCAAUGACAGCUCAUUCUAGGGAGAAAAUUAUGAGACAUGAGAUGUUCAGUUUGAGACAAACUUUUCGAACAAGAAAUGAUUGCAGCUUUAGCGUCAACGAAUCCGACGCUAUAUUAAUGAAAAAUACGAGAAAUCAAUCGAUUUUAUCAAACUUUCGAUGACUCCGAGGGGUCUCUAAAUCCAUGCCCGGACCACUCAUUAAUGGCGAAAGUCAAGAUUUCCAAAAGCUACGAUUUAUAAACAAAAACUAUGACCACGGAAACACGACUUGAAAGUUUCAAUUCCAUCGUCAAAUUCCGAUCGUUCGUUCUCGAGACAUGAUAGAAAACGUAAGUGCAGGUUGAGUACCUCGAAAUUUCAUAUUUCAGCGGGCUGCGCUCGAGCGCUCACGAUCUGGUUCGUAUUUCUGCCACACUGUGGCGUACCGCAUCACUAAUUUCUCGCAGUAGAAAAUACUUACAAAUUUCAUUAGGCUCAUGCACUCUGUUGGUUCGUCCGGUUAGGCUGAUGUUGAAUCGCUCCCCGGCCAAGUACGAAGCGAUUCAACAGCGACCUAACCGGGUGUACCAUCAGUAACAAGCUUCGGCUCACCCAUAAAAAAGAAUAUCUGUAUCGCAUUUCUCGAAAUUCUAUUUUGAUACAUGCGUCGGGUAUUUCGAGCGCCGGCACGUCCAGGACUAAAGAAUAAUUUGUGGAUUUUUAAUUGUUGAUGCGGUGUGAAAUUCCUUUCUUUGUACUCUUGUUUGCUGCAAUUGUUAGCAGACGACGACCUGUCAUCGUCUGAUAAAGAUCUUGAUCACAUUUCAUAAACUAAUCUUUAGAUUCCACCUGUUCGGCGGCAUCCCUUUACAAUGACAUUUCUGCGAAAUUCUAUGUAACAAAUUUAGAAAGUAAAUAAGCGAUUCUCAGCAAUUGAAUGGGUACCCAGGGAAUUAAAUUAUGACUCGUUUUGCCAUACUAAAGCAUGGGCCUUUGGUUCCGAAUCAGAGUUACCGAGUGUAAAUGAAAAAUUUUGAAUCGAUUUGUUUUCCGUGUAUUGGCUAAUGGCUUAUUAUACUACAGAAAAUUUGUUAAAAAACAUUGUUUAUAAUUCCGGUCCGAAUUUCUGAGACAAAUCCAAAGCUCUUUAUAGGCCGGGCGUUUUUUUGGCUUGGUAAAUUUCAAUUUAAAUGAAAAAAAAGUCUUGGAAUAAUUUUUACAAAUGCGUCAUCCCUAGCAAUAUUAAUCGGUUCAAUAACAAAAAAUUUGAACAAACAAAACGUCUCUCAAGUUCGAUCUAAUCAUCACAUGUUGGAACAACAAAUAAAUUUUGACAUAGGACGGAUUCUCGCCCCAUUUUAAAGUUUACAAGGGUUAAAUUAGAGGCAACGAACUCAUUUUUCAAAAUGUCGAAUAAUUUGUCAAACAUGAAGAGUUUCGGGCAAGGUGGAAUUGAAAUUUUCAAGACGUGUUUUCAUGGUCAUGGAUUCGUUUAUAAACCGUAGCUUUUGGAAAUUUCGACUUUUGACGUUAAUGAGUGUGCUGAGCACUAUACCAUACUAUAUUCCCUAUACCGUGGUUUCUGUGACCCCUCAAGACGUCGCAAAAGUUUUAUAAAGUUCAAAAAAUAUUUUGGAAAAAGUAGCCCGUCUGACGUGGCAAGCCCCCCAUACUGCAGAUUUUAUUUAAAGUUCAAUAUAUUUCAAGUGAAAAAAUGCAAUCAAAUUUCACAAAUUCGUGAAUGAGAGCUCGUAGAAUCGAGCUCGUAAUUCGAUUCUGGUCUCAAAAGUUUCGUCUUUUCCGACAAUUUUUUUUUCUUUUUUUUUUUUGGGACAAAAAUUUGAAAUCAAAAUUGUAGGUUUUUUAAAAAUUGUUUGAAGUUUUUUGACUAAAAAAUGCUUUCGGGUGUGUGUUCUGGUUAGAAAAAAAUAUGUUCAAUAAAUUUUCGGAGGCAAUCGGAGACCAGUAAUUUAAAACGUCUUGAUUUUCACGUGGAAUGUUCCAUAUUAUAAUAUAAUGAUUAUGAGUGAGUUAUCACUAUGGAUUCGAAUUGCACGAUUAUUUUUUUCAGAAGCACCAGUGACGUUUCCGAAUUUACAUAACUUUCUGUACUUCGAUGUUAUUGAAUUUGAUUUCUGCUGUCUUAUGAUAUUUUCACUUGUAACGUAAGAAUUCACAUUUUUUCAAUACCGAACCAAACUUAUGUGACAUUCUAACAACUGAAUAGUUUUCACGUUAGAAUAUACAUCCGAUAUCUGAAUCGAAUUGAAAACAUUUUCGAAAGCCAAGAACUUUUCUAGUUGAAAUUAGUUAAAAUCGUGAAGUCAGUCAUGCUACAAAACCUUGUGCAUGCUGAACCAUGUGAUUAAAAGAUACAGAUCUUACCGUUCUGCUGAAUAAAAGGUACUGUAGAAGAGUAUCAUGGAUUUACAUUGACAUUUCAGUGACAUUUUCCCCCGAAUAGCUAAAAGAGUCGAGAUGGAAAAAAUUUGAGAAUUGAAACCCGAGAUCCAAAAACUUACGUAGAAUGUCAAACUGGAUUUAACAAAAUUUUGUCUGCGUCACAAAUCUAUUAAAUGAACCAGUGUCCCACAAUUCAAAAUUAACUACAAUAUCAUGUACAACUCAUCGCAAUAUUUAAAAAUUAAGUAAAAUUUAACGGUAAAUUUUAUGUGUAUAAAAGUUUUGCUGAAAAAAUUUAUACAUGGAAAAAAAAAUUAACCGUAGAUCUGUAGCUGGAGAUAUCAUCCAUGGAAAUUCCAAUUGCAAAUCACGAAUGAAUUUGUUUACUGUGUCACUCAUUGACCGAUUUUGAAAUGUAAAUCUUCACUCCAAUGAACAAGUGCAAAAUUUGCACUUUAGUAAUAUGACUUCAAUAGAACGAAAAAUCUAUAAUCGGGGGUAAAAAUAAAAGAGAAAUCUGUGAAAUUGUUGGCGGUUUACGCUUCGCCCGGCACGUUGUUAUCAUAGAAUAAAAGACGAUGGCGAAAACUAUUCGUAUUACUACAUAAUGCAAAAUAAAUAAUAGUUAAUUAUUAGAAAAUUCGUAGCAUUAAAAUUGAAAAAGAAAAAUAUGUAAAUUCAAUGGAUAGUUCAUUACGUAUGGAUUAUUCGUAUAUCAUACGAUAGAGUUCAAUAUAUAUAUAUAAUAUUACUGUUCAAAAAUCGCUGUAAGUAUUUAAUAGGGAUAAUUUAAUUGACAUCAUAAUCGUUUAUAGAAUAAACUCAUCCUAGCAAUAUUAUACAUACAACACAUCGAUAAAUAAACAUUUUCAAAUUACA
Athalia rosae (coleseed sawfly) is the source of this 6371-nucleotide messenger RNA. RefSeq names its product prolyl 4-hydroxylase subunit alpha-1 (gene PH4alphaEFB). The coding region runs from base 538 to 2202 and encodes 554 amino acids. The record is from RefSeq and is a predicted model, not a curated record. Lineage: Eukaryota; Metazoa; Arthropoda; Insecta; Hymenoptera; Athaliidae. Gene Ontology annotation, molecular function: iron ion binding; protein binding; procollagen-proline 4-dioxygenase activity. The transcript has 10 exons. Gene Ontology annotation, biological process: peptidyl-proline hydroxylation to 4-hydroxy-L-proline. Gene Ontology annotation, cellular component: endoplasmic reticulum.